This is a messenger RNA of Indicator indicator, 837 nucleotides long. It is a transcript of the gene POLR2H, whose product is annotated as RNA polymerase II, I and III subunit H. The transcript has 5 exons. NCBI's taxonomy places the organism in Eukaryota, Metazoa, Chordata, Aves, Piciformes, Indicatoridae. The record is from RefSeq and is a predicted model, not a curated record. The coding region runs from base 1 to 453 and encodes 150 amino acids. Gene Ontology annotation, biological process: DNA-templated transcription. Gene Ontology annotation, cellular component: RNA polymerase I complex; RNA polymerase III complex; RNA polymerase II, core complex. Gene Ontology annotation, molecular function: DNA-directed RNA polymerase activity.
AUGGCGGGGAUCCUCUUCGAGGAUAUCUUCGAUGUGAAGGAUAUCGACCCCGAGGGCAAGAAGUUCGACCGUGUGUCCCGUCUGCAUUGUGAGAGUGAGUCCUUCAAGAUGGACCUUAUCUUGGAUGUGAAUAUCCAGAUCUAUCCCGUGGACCUUGGGGACAAGUUCCGCCUGGUCAUUGCAAGCACCUUGUACGAAGAUGGCACCUUAGAUGAUGGUGAAUAUAACCCCACAGAUGACAGGCCAUCCAGGGCAGACCAAUUCGAGUACGUGAUGUAUGGCAAAGUAUACAGGAUUGAAGGGGAUGAGACUUCCACAGAGGCAGCCACGCGCCUCUCUGCUUACGCAUCCUACGGAGGGCUGCUCAUGCGGCUGCAGGGAGAUGCAAACAACCUGCAUGGGUUUGAAGUGGACUCUCGAGUUUACUUGCUGAUGAAGAAGCUGGCCUUCUAGGACACCGGCCCCUGUGGGCUGCCCCAGAGAUGUUCUGCUGGCACAGAAAGGAGUAAUCAGGAGCCCUGUGACCACAGAUCCUGUUCCAGCACUCUUGCUUUCUGGCCUCUUCAGAGCUGGGAGAGGAAGGUGCAACCCCCCUCCUCAUCCUGGCCUGUUCUGACUCCUGCUGGGAUCUGCAGUCCCAUCUCCUGCAUGGAGAGAGCUGCCUGACAGCUGAGUGAACACCAUGCUGGAUGCUCUGUGGUCCUGCGUGCUGGGCAUCUCCUCAGCCCUGCCUUCUGUGCUUCAAAAGCAUGUGCAAUCCCAGCUAUGGUCCAGGACAGCUGUCUGCCUCAGGAAUAGGAACCACUUUGUAAGGAACCAUCCUGGGCUAGGUUUUGA